Molecule: messenger RNA, 4394 nt
Organism: Quercus lobata
Lineage: Eukaryota; Viridiplantae; Streptophyta; Magnoliopsida; Fagales; Fagaceae
Gene: WOL
Product: CHASE domain containing histidine kinase protein
Exons: 11
Coding region: 801-3953 (1050 amino acids)
Biological process (GO): phosphorelay signal transduction system; phosphorylation
Cellular component (GO): nucleus
Molecular function (GO): phosphorelay sensor kinase activity
Source: RefSeq, a predicted model, not a curated record
UCUCUGUCUCUUUUUAGAGUUGUUACUCUCUCUCUCUCUCUCUCUCUCUCAUUCUGCUUCUGGGCUGUGUUUUUGCUUCGCUGUUUGCUGUGUGUGUGUCUGUGUUUUUAUUUAAGGUUGGUCAAUCUGUGGCAUUUGGUUGAUUAUAAUAUAAGGAAUAAAAGCAGUGAACGUGCUCUUCUUUGUCUGGUUGUUUCUAACUAAAACUUCACGCUUUUGAUUCGAGUUGGAGAAGAAAACAUUAUUUGAGAUUACACUCUGUACUUUUCUAUUCUUUUUUUUUUAAUCAUUCAAAGGCCUAAGACAGAGAGAAACAGACCUUUUGACACACACUGUGAGAGGGAGGUUGUUCUUUGGAAAAUGAGCUUUUUUUAUUUUUAAGUUUUUCCAUCUUUUGAGAACCAUGCUUGUCUCUCAGAAUUGAGUAUUCCGCUUUUCAAAUUCUGGGUCUUUCUUAUACCUCUUCUCUUUCUAGUCUCUACCGUAUAAAUUUUGCUUGGUUUUUUUGGCUGUGGCCUUGUGGGUGUAACUUAUGCUCUUUAUGAAGCUUUGAAUCACGCAAAACAAUGCUGUAAUGAAAAAAUUACUUGUAGUUUACCAGUAGUAACCUUUUUCUUUUUCUUUCCUAUAUCAGAAAAAGGUGUGUCUGUAAAAAUUGCCAGUACUUUAUGAAAAGUUGGUAUAUAUAUGCGUAUGCAUGACUUGGGGGGUUUUUCUAGCUUAGAUAUGAAGUGGAUAUUAGAGAAACAAGAAGAAGAAGAAGAAAAAGCAAAAGAGUCGUCAGAGAGAGAAUUGUGGUGAUGGGUUCGAAGACACAGCAGAGUCAGACUCAACAGCACCACUCUGUGGCUGUGAGGUUGAACGAGCAAAUGGGGUGCAAAAGAGGGUUCAUUCAAGCCAUCAGGGACUGGCUACUAACGUUGCUUCUGAUUUGGAUCGUGGUGAUGGUUUUCUUGAGCAUGACAGUGUACAAUCGCAUAGAUGCUGAUAACAGAGUAAGGAGGAAGGAUUUACUGGUAAGCAUGUGUGAUCAGAGAGCUAGGAUGUUACAAGAUCAGUUUAGUGUUAGUGUUAAUCAUGUGCACGCCCUUGCCAUCCUCGUUUCCACUUUCCAUUACUACAAGAACCCUUCAGCAAUUGAUCAGGAAACAUUUGCGGAGUACACAGCUAGAACCGCUUUUGAGCGGCCAUUACUGAGUGGUGUGGCCUAUGCACAGAGAGUAAUGGAUUCAGACAGGGAAAAUUUUGAGAGACAACAUGGUUGGACAAUAAAGACAAUGGAGAGGGAGCCUUCCCCGGUGCGAGAUGAGUACGCACCUGUGAUAUUCUCUCAGGAAAGCCUUUCUUACCUUGCAUCACUUGACAUGAUGUCAGGAGAGGAAGACCGAGAAAACAUUUUGAGGGCGAGGGCUACCGGUAAAGCUGUUUUGACUAGUCCCUUCAGGCUUCUAGGAUCUCAUCAUCUUGGUGUUGUGCUUACAUUCCCUGUUUACAAAUCCAAGCUCUCUGCGAGUGCAACAGUGCCAGAGCGCAUUGAAUCAACUGCAGGAUAUGUUGGUGGAGCCUUUGAUGUUGAGUCCCUUGUGGAGAAUUUACUUGGGCAACUUGCUGCGAAUCAGGCGAUAUUAGUGAAUGUGUAUGAUAUCACCAACUCCUCUGAUCCCCUAGCCAUGUACGGUCACCAAUGUCAAGAUGUAGACAUGUCUCAUUUCCAUGAGAGCAAGCUUGAUUUUGGAGAUCCUUUCAGGAAGCAUCAAAUGAUAUGUAGAUAUCAUGAGAAGGCACCUAUGUCAUGGGCAGCACUAACCACUGCGUUCUUUACGUUUGUGAUUGGUUUACUGGUGGGUUAUAUUUUAUAUACUGCAGCAAGUCACAUUGCUAAAGUUGAGGAUGAUUUCCAUGAAAUGCAAGAACUGAAAGUUCGUGCAGAAGCUGCUGACGUUGCAAAAUCUCAGUUUCUAGCUACUGUUUCUCAUGAAAUCAGAACACCCAUGAAUGGCAUCCUCGGGAUGCUGGCUCUGCUUCUAGAUACAGAGUUAAGUUCAACGCAGAGAGAUUAUGCCCAAACUGCUCAAGCCUGUGGGAAGGCACUGAUAGCAUUAAUUAAUGAGGUGCUUGACCGGGCAAAAAUUGAAGCUCGCAAGUUAGAGCUGGAGGCAGUCCCAUUUGACCUCAGAUCCAUACUAGAUGAUGUUCUCUCUUUAUUUUCUGAGAAGUCUAGAAACAAGGGCAUUGAGCUGGCAGCGUUUGUUUCUGAUAAAGUUCCUGAAAUUGUUAUGGGGGAUCCGGGAAGGUUCAGACAAAUUAUUACAAAUCUUGUGGGAAACUCUGUUAAAUUCACUGAACGAGGACAUAUAUUUGUUGAAGUCCAUCUAGCUGAACAAGAAAAAGCCACUGUAAAUGCAGAAGCUGAUACUUGUUUGAAUGGAGGAUCGGAUGGAGGUGUAUUUAAAGCUGAAAAUUGUUUGAAUGGUGGAUCGGAUGGAGGUGUAUUUAAAGCUGAAACUUGUUUGAAUGGAGGAUCAGGUGGAGGUGUAUUUAAAACUGAAACUUUUUUGAAUGGAGGAUCAGAUGGAGGUGUAUUUUUAUGUGGUGGACAUCAGUUUAAAACCUUAAGUGGUUGUGAAGUUGCUGAUGAGCGGAACUGUUGGGAUACCUUUAAGCAUCUAAUUGCUGAUGAAGAAUUUCGUUCUGAUGCUUCACAUAAUAUGUUGAAUACUAAUGAAGCAUCUGAAGACGUCACUUUGAUGGUAUCCGUAGAGGAUACAGGGAUUGGUAUUCCCUUAUCUGCUCAGGAUCGAGUUUUCAUGCCCUUUAUGCAGGCAGAUAGCUCAACCUCUAGAAAUUAUGGAGGAACUGGUAUAGGCUUGAGCAUUAGUAAGUGUCUGGUUGAGCUUAUGGGUGGUCAGAUAAGUUUCAUAAGCCGACCUCAGGUUGGUAGCACAUUUUCAUUUACUGCCAUUUUUGGGAGGUGUAAGAAAAAUGCAUACAAUGAUAAGAAAAAGGCUAAUUCUGAAGAUUUGCCUUCUGGUUUUAGAGGAUUGAAAGCAAUAGUAGUUGAUGAGAAACCAGUUAGAGCUGCUGUAACCAAAUACCAUUUAAAUAGACUUGGUAUCCUGGUCAAAGUCGCUAGUAGCAUCAAGAUUGCUGUUGCUAUGUGUGGAAAAAAUGGUUCUCUGACAUCUCGAAACUUCCAGCCAGAUUUAAUUCUAGUUGAAAAGGAUAUAUGGGUCUCUGGUGAGGAAGGUGGUCUAAAUUUUCAGCUAUUGGACCGGAAACAGAAUGGGCAUGUGUUUAGUUUGCCUAAGAUGAUUCUUCUAGCAACGAAUAUCAGUAAUGCUGAAUUUGAUAAAGCAAAGGCGGCAGGAUUUUCAGAUACUGUCAUCAUGAAACCUUUGAGGGCAAGUAUGGUUGCUGCAUGUCUUCAGCAGGUGCUAGGGAUAGGGAAGAAGAGGCAACAGGGGAAAGACAUGCCUAAUGGAACUCCUUUCCUGCAGAGCCUACUUUGUGGCAAGAAGAUUUUAGUGGUUGAUGACAAUAUGGUUAACCGCAGAGUUGCUGCAGGUGCACUAAAGAAGUUUGGAGCUGAUGUAGACUGUGCUGAGAGUGGCAAAGCUGCACUGACGUUGCUUCAAUUACCACAUAAAUUUGAUGCCUGCUUCAUGGAUAUUCAAAUGCCAGAAAUGGAUGGGUUUGAGGCAACCCGUCGGAUACGCCUAAUGGAGAGCAAAGCAAAUGAGCAAAUGAAUGGUGGAGCCAUAGAUGAAGGAGCUAAUCGAAAGAGAGAGUGGCAUGUGCCAAUAUUAGCCAUGACAGCCGACGUGAUUCAUGCCACAUAUGAGGAGUGCUUGAAAUGUGGGAUGGAUGGAUAUGUCUCGAAGCCCUUUGAGGAAGAGAAUCUUUACCAGGCAGUUGCCAAGUUCUUCAAAGCCAAACCCAUGUCAGCCUCAUAACAAGAUCUUCCACUCAUGUAAACCGGGCAAACCUAAAGUGGCAACACUUGAAUGGGCUGAAAAGUACCAGCAAUUUUAAUACUGCUGGUGCACUUCUCCCUCAGAUGAAAGGCAACAGUUGGCGUCCUUGAAUUUGAAGAUUCUUAUCCAACAUUGUUUACAGGUUCAGCCAAUCAAUUCUAACCAACUUCAGUUUAACAUGAUUAGAAUUCGAGUACAUACUGCUAUAAAAUUCUUCGUCCCCAGUUGAAUGUAUAGAGCCUUAGACGGGGAAGGAGCCAAAUUGUGUAAAUCAUAUAUAUAUUUUUGUAUGCUUUCCCUGGAACUUUCUUUUGAGAAAGUGUCUCAAUAUCUUGAUUCGUAUAAACUGUGUUGUACAAGACUUUGGUCGAUGAACAUUUUGUAUGCUGAGAAUGAAAUUUUUUCUUAUUAUUGAACCUA